UGAUAAUCUCUACUGCUUAGGGGACUCUGAUUAGCAUGUGAGGAAGCUAUCUUGCUUAAGGAAGCAAAAAUGGGAGCUUGGAUUCAGAGACGUUGGCUUUUCAUACGAAGAAGGAAGAACGUGUGAGCAGUAAGGAGCCCUAUAUGCGUAUGGCUUUGGCAUUCGCUUCAAGUGCUCAGUUGUAAUUUGUAAACUGUUAACAGCUUCUCACUGCUAUAAUGGUUUUUUGGUAUACCUAAUUCUCAGUUGCAUCCAAGAUUAGCAGCCAAGGAAAGCAUUGGGCUCGGUAGAAGAAGCAUUCUACUUUUUUGUUGUUAUCCAUGAAGGGUCUUUCUCAAAUGCUUCCUACCAGCAGGAGCAGGUCGCAGCUUAGAUCCAAUAGAUCUGGGUCUUUUUCAGAAAUGGAAUGCUCAGAAUCAAGAAGGAAGCCCCACUUUCUUGGUAAAGUUUUCAUUGCUGCUAUUUUGACAACCUUCUGUGUAGUUAUUGUGAAGCAACCUCCAAGUUUCAGCUAUUCAAAUGUGUUCGCGCAUCAUGAACUGGGAGUUACACAUGUUCUAGUGACUGGAGGAGCAGGCUAUAUAGGAUCACAUGCUGCACUUCGGCUCCUGAAGGACUCUUACCGAGUGACUAUUGUGGACAAUCUUUCCAGGGGAAAUAUGGGGGCAAUUAAGGCCCUGCAAGAGCAAUUUGCGGAGCCUAGUAGACUACAAUUCAUUUUUGCUGAUCUUGGCAAUGCUAAAGCUGUCAGAAAAAUAUUUUCUGAAAAUGCGUUUGAUGCUGUCAUGCAUUUUGCGGCAGUUGCAUAUGUCGGUGAGAGCAUGCUUGAGCCUCUAAGGUAUUAUCGUAACAUCACAGCAAAUACACUGAUCUUGCUUGAAGCUAUGGCAACACAUGACGUGAAAACACUGAUAUAUUCUAGCACAUGUGCAACUUAUGGACAGCCUGAGAAGAUGCCUAUCACAGAAGAAACUCCACAGGUACCUAUUAACCCUUAUGGGAAGGCCAAGAAAAUGGCAGAGGAUAUAAUUCUAGACUUCUCUAAGAAAUCAAACAUGGGUGUUACAAUUUUAAGAUACUUUAAUGUGAUCGGAUCGGAUCCGGACGGAAUGUUAGGUGAAUCUCCAAAACCCGAACUACGGGAACAUGGUCGCAUAUCAGGUGCUUGUUUUGAUGCCGCAUUAGGAAUCAUUCCAGGCCUUAAGGUGAAGGGUACAGACUACGAAACUUCAGAUGGAACUUGUGUCAGGGACUAUAUUGAUGUUACUGAUCUUGUUGAUGCUCAUGUUAAGGCCCUCGACAAGGCUGAACCCAACAAAGUUGGCAUAUACAAUGUUGGCACUGGAAAAGGAAGAACGGUGAAGGAGUUUGUGGAAGCUUGUAAGAAAGCAACUGGUGUUGAAAUCCAAGUGGAGUAUUUGAAUCGCAGGCCCGGCGACUAUGCUGAAGUUUACAGUGAUCCAUCCAGGAUUCAAAGGGAGCUGAACUGGACUGCUCAGAAUACUGAUCUUCUUAAGAGCCUUCAGGUUUCCUGGAACUGGCAGAAGUAUCAUAGACAUGGUUAUGGCUCUCCCCUGGCCAUUGCGUUUUGAGUGUUAUAUCAUUAUAUGUGAAUGCUCAAGUUAUGUGUGCCAGUAUAUGCUUGCUGCCUUGCUGGUAUUAGCAUCUUUUUCUUCUAAGGUUUUUUUUUUUUUUAAUGGAAUGUGGAAGAUUUUAAUAUUCUUAUUUAAGCAAUUACUAUUGUUUUACUUACUAGUUACCCUUUAUUUUAUGUAUCGUAAAGAUAUUUUUUGUAAUCUUGUUUGUAAUUAAAAACUAGUGUUAUUAAGUUUGUAGAUCAACUAAUUCCAAGAAUUACGAGGGACGCAUGAUGAGAAGAUAGAUGUACUAAAUGCUGUUGUAAC
Messenger RNA from Dendrobium catenatum, 1904 nucleotides. Its product is annotated as probable UDP-arabinose 4-epimerase 2. The record is from RefSeq and is a predicted model, not a curated record. Gene Ontology annotation, molecular function: UDP-glucose 4-epimerase activity. Gene Ontology annotation, biological process: beta-D-galactose catabolic process via UDP-galactose, Leloir pathway. Gene Ontology annotation, cellular component: cytosol. Lineage: Eukaryota; Viridiplantae; Streptophyta; Magnoliopsida; Asparagales; Orchidaceae. The coding region runs from base 321 to 1592 and encodes 423 amino acids. The transcript has 12 exons.